UGCUGAAUAAUUACUAAAUUGUCUCGGUUUAAAAAUCAAAACUUCUCUCAAAGCCGCUUGAAAUCCCUGUAAAUUUUUAACAAAUCGAUUGAGUUUUCUGUUUGCCAUGUUCUGCACACGUGCAAACAAGCAAGGGAGCAAUGUCCCAGCAAACUCCUUCUUCUGGGCAGUCUCUUUGCACAGUUCCAUUUUUCCCCAGCCAAAGAUGGAGCCCAGAGAAAAUGCUUUCAGUACAUACAACAAACUAGUUUCUCAGGAGGAAAUCAUAGAGGAGGAACCUCCUCUCUACUUAAGCCAAGAGAAGCAACAAGUGUCCUUGACCACGGUGAGAUCCGACUCUUCCUUGAAUCCAUACAAACUGCUUGUGCUGGGCCUUGUGGUGCUGGCUGUAAUUCUACUGGCUGUUGACAUUGGACUGGGAAUCUAUUACUACAAACUGUCGGAAGGUAAAAUUGGGAGGGAUAUCAGCAUCGAAUUCGCCAAACUCCAAGGAUCCUACAACGAUGCGAUUCAAAGCAGAGAUGCUGCUGAGGAACAGCUGGAAAAAGAGAUCAAAGACCAAAGACUCACUAAAUGGGAGCUCGAUCACCUGGUCCGAAGAAGCAAAGACUACGAAAGGCAGACAGAGAAGCUCCAGCUGGAAAUUGCAGCACUAAGAUCCCACUUACCAAUGAUAAGGGAAGGCUGCAGACACUGUUUACCAGGUUGGACCUUCAUGAAUUCUCUGUGUUAUCACUUCCCUUUCUCCGACUCAUAUUCAUCCAAAACCUGGCUGGAUGCGAGAGCUUUCUGCAAGAGGAUUGGAGGCGACUUAGCAGUUAUUGACAGCAGAGAGAAACAUCUGGCCAUAAUGAAUUUGAUAAACAACUACCAAGACCCCUCGAGACCAAUACAGCAAAGUGGCUUCUGGAUUGCCCUGAGAGAUGGGGAUGAGGAAGGGAUGUGGAGAUGGGUGGGUGGGACAAGACUAAGUGAAGGAUAUUGGAAUGAUGGGGAGCCAAACAACCUUAACAAUGAAGACUGCGCGGCUGUUUAUCCCAGAAACAACCCCUUUAAGGCGUGGAACGAUGUAUCCUGCACUUAUCACCUGAAGUGGAUUUGUGAAAUGUUACCAAAUUUCCAGUUUUGAUCAAAACUUUCUUUGAAAAAGAGAAAAAUCUUGUUUUUUCUAGAGAAGAGCUUCCCCUUUAGACCGUCUCUGAAAAAUGUUUGUUCAUGCAAUAAACUCACAAAUAUAUCAAAAAUAAAAUUAGCCUAAAAGCAAA
This is a messenger RNA of Oryzias latipes (Japanese medaka), 1265 nucleotides long. RefSeq lists its product as uncharacterized. The record is from RefSeq and is a predicted model, not a curated record. NCBI's taxonomy places the organism in Eukaryota, Metazoa, Chordata, Actinopteri, Beloniformes, Adrianichthyidae.